Messenger RNA from Cheilinus undulatus (humphead wrasse), 1685 nucleotides. RefSeq names its product adenylate kinase 8 (gene ak8). Gene Ontology annotation, biological process: nucleoside triphosphate biosynthetic process. The transcript is spliced from 15 exons. Lineage: Eukaryota; Metazoa; Chordata; Actinopteri; Labriformes; Labridae. Gene Ontology annotation, cellular component: cytoplasm. Gene Ontology annotation, molecular function: nucleoside diphosphate kinase activity; AMP kinase activity; ATP binding. The record is from RefSeq and is a predicted model, not a curated record. Bases 90 to 1499 code for a protein of 469 amino acids.
UGAGGUCUGUUCCUAACAACAAACGCUUCUUGGCAACGGGGGCGUUUAAGCAGGAAGAAAAGACACUGACCUUCCUCUUUACUCUGGUGAUGGAUGAGACCACGAAACGUCUGAGGGUUCCUCCUCAGAUGGGUUACUAUGCCGACAAACAUAACAUCUUCCACCUGCUGCAGAAUAUGGUGUCCAGUCUGGUGAUUGAUCAGCCCGAGGAUCCGAUCAGUUACAUGAUCAAUCUGCUGCAGAGGGACAGUGUGGACAUUCCCAAGAUCAUAGUUCUUGGCCCUCCUGCUGUGGGGAAGCACACAGUGGCCAAAAAGCUGAGCACUGAGCUGGGAGCUAUUCAUGUGUCCAUAGAAAGUUUACUGAAGGAUCCAUCAGCUCUGAGCGCUCAGGCGCACCAAUACACACUCAAAGAGCAGGAGCUUUCUGCUGAGCUGGUGGUCAAAUUGAUUCAACAGAGACUGGACACUGUGGACUGCUUCAACAAGGGCUGGGUGUUGGAGGGAAUUCCACAGACUCGCCUGCAGGCUCUGAGUCUUCAACAGAUUGGCAUCCUUCCAGAACACGUUGUGAUGUUGGAGGCUCCUGAUGAUGUGUUAUUGGAGAGGAGCCAGGGGAAACUGGUGGACCCAAUAUCAGGAGAUGUUUACCAUAGGACUUAUAUAUUGCCGGCUGAAGACAAUGUUACUCAGCGCCUUGAGAAAGGACAGAGCCGGUCAGAGAAGCAACAAUCAGCUGAGCUGCAUCAUUACCGCUGUGAGGUCACAGGUCUGAGCUCAGCCUAUGAGCACGUGCUGAAGAUCAUCAACAGUGACCAACCGCAUACUGAUGUCUAUCAACAAGUGUUGGCAUUUGUGCGCACUCGUCAUCGCCCCAGAACUCCCAGAGUCCUUCUGUUGGGUCCACCUGGGUCAGGGAAGAGUCAUCAGGCCAGGCUGCUGUCAGAGACAUACAAGAUGGUGGAUGUGUGCUGUGGUCAUCUAUUGAGGUCUGUAGCAGCUGAAGGUUCACCACUGAGUGAAAAAAUUAAACCUUACCUGGAUCAUGAGACGCCAGUUCCAGACUCCCUGGUGCUGCAGGUUUUGGAGGAGCGUCUGAGCCAGUUGGACUGUAGCUGCAGAGGAUGGAUCCUUCAUGGCUUCCCCAGUGACCUGCAACAAGCCAAGAGUCUGAGGGAGUCCCAGCAUCAGCCAAACAGAGUUUUCCUCCUAGAGUUAACAGAUGAUGUUUGUUUGGAGAGACUCACCCUCAGAGCCACAGAUCCAGUCAGUGGAGAGAGGUUUCAUGCUUUGACUCGACCGGCUCCAACUGCCGAGGUCCAAGACAGACUGAAGACCAGAAAAGAGGACAGCACAAAUACUGUAACACACAAACGGAGACAGUACAAGAGGAACAUCGCUGAUAUUCAGACUAUAUUUCCAGGUGCAGUUUGUAUUGAUGCUAAUCAGGAUCCUCACUCAGUGUUUGAAGCUCUGGAGAGCAGACUGAUGACGGACUGACCGACCCCUGGAUACACCUGGAUGCAGAACCAGAAGGAUAAUAACUGCUUGACUCACAUACUAAACUUUCCUUAACCAUCUCAAAAAAUCAAAAUGUAUGUUUUGUUAGAAGAAAAUUGAAUGCAUCAGUAUUUAUUUUCAUCUGUUUUGUAUCUUUACAGUUUUAUUUGAGUCCACUACAUAAGA